Messenger RNA from Dicentrarchus labrax (European seabass), 3058 nucleotides. Its product is annotated as E3 SUMO-protein ligase ZBED1-like. The record is from RefSeq and is a predicted model, not a curated record. NCBI's taxonomy places the organism in Eukaryota, Metazoa, Chordata, Actinopteri, Moronidae. Gene Ontology annotation, molecular function: DNA binding; protein dimerization activity. The transcript has 2 exons. Bases 299 to 2344 code for a protein of 681 amino acids.
CUGCAUGCCUGGUGAUUAAAAACACAUAUAUUAGUUUUCCCUUUUAAAAACUCGGCAGACUCAUACCUCCACUCACCCCACUGUCACUAUCUGAACGGCACACGCCGAAGUGAAACCGCUGACAAACUGGCCUCUUUUUAUUACCCCUAAAAAAAAAAAAAAAAAAAAAAAAAGACCCACUCUCUCUUUCUCUCUCUCUCUCUCUCCUGCGAGGACGGGAGGCGCUAACACCAGCUAACUCGCUAACGUUAAAAAAAACACUCGGGCCAGGCAUUAGACAUAGCCGGCUGCACGGACCAUGAAGCGUACGGGGAGGAGACGGAGCUCCGUGUGGGACUGCUUUGAACAAGUGGGGAACUUUGUGCGCUGCAUGAAAUGUGACGCCAAGCUGAAGUACUGCGGCGGAGCUACGAGCUCCAUGAUUAACCACAUGAGCAGGCACCAUCAGUCCCCGACCCCGCUGGACGAGGACGAGAAACCCGUGAUUUGUACCGUCCAGUGCAUGGAGGAGGACAGGAGCGUCGGUUCGGACAUCAUGCAGGUUGCAGUCAUGUCUCCGAACAUGAGCCUGAGCAGCAACCCCCCUGAGCGUGACUGUGGCGAGAGGAAGCGGCUCAAGCGGAGCUCUGUUUGGGACAUUUUCGUCAAAGUGGACGACGAGGUUCACUGCACGAUGUGCGACACGAAGCUGAAAUACAGGAGCAGCACCACCAGCAUGAUGUACCACAUCAAGAACAAGCAUCCGGACACGAUGCCCAAUGAUGGCGUGUCACUGGCAACACACACAGAGGUGACUGAACUCAUCUCCAGAAUGAUAGAGAAGGACAUGCUUCCCAUCAGCAUGGUCACUGGGGAGGGUUUUCGCGAGCUCCUCGCAUACACUGUGCAUAAUUAUAAAAUGCCCUCUGCAGGGGAUAUUAUACGCCUCAUUGAAGGCCAUUUCCACGAGAAGGCGGAGGAGCUUGUGGUGCAGCUGGGUAAAGUGGAGAAAGUGGCUCUCACUGCUGAUUUCUGGACAGCCCUCCCUUUUCAGAGGUACAUUACAGUUUUCUGUUCAUUCAUAACAGAGGACUGGCAGGGAAGGUCAGCAGUGCUGCACACACACAAGAUAUCGGACAGUCACACUACUACAGACAGCGUCACAGAGAAGCUCCUAAAAACCGUGCAGGCCUGGGGUAUUGCUGGAAAAGUGACUGCGUGUGUUCACAACAACGCCCAGGACAUCCUGUCAGCCCAUGCGUGUGCCCAUGUUACCUGGGAUUACGCCACUUGCUUUGCCACCACGCUGCAGUUUGCGGUGAGUGACGGGCUGUGUGAGGAUCUAGUCCGGAUCAUUGCUGCUGCGGGGAAACUGGUCAAGCACUUCAAUCACAGCCUGCUGGCGAGCGAGGCCUUGGAGCAGAAGCAAGUUCAGAUGUGCCUGCCACAGCACAAGCUCAUCCAGUCGAGCAAAGCCAGAUGGGACACGAUCUGCGAUAUGUUCGAACGGUUACUUGAGCAACGGUGGGCAAUUAAAGCGGUCCUCUCCGAUCGCACAGUCACCAACAGACAGGAAGCCCAGACCCUUGAGAUUGAAGAUGACUGCUGGCAGAUAAUAGAGAAUUUCACACCUGUGCUGGCAACGCUCAAAUGGGCAACAACAGUCAUGUCUGCUGAAACGGAGGUGUCCAUUUCAAACAUCUACCCAAUCACCUUCAGCCUCAUUCAAACCCACCUUGUGCCAAAAGAGAAUGACGUUGAACAGGUCUCUGAGUUCAAGCUGAAAGUUCAGAAGUCACUUAGAAAUCACAUGGAGGUUGACUCUAAUGACCUAGCCUCCAAACCGGCUCUGAUUGCUUCUAUGCUGGACCCUCGUCACAAACAUCUCAGCUUCCUGACGCCAACGGGGAGACUGGCUGCAAAGGUGAAACUGCACGAACUGGUUUCAAAAUUAGAUGUGAGAAACGCCACCGUCAGCCCAAAGGAUGAACAGCAGGAGACCUUGAUCACACCUGAUAUUAGUCAGGUGGCUAUGCCCUCACAAAUGAAAAGUGACACCAAAAACACUAUGAUGUUGCUCCUAGGAGACAACUACAGUUCCUCCUAUGCCACAGACUCUGAGGCUCAGGUAGAUUACUACUUGAGAGACAUUGCUCCCUCGUUGGACAUAAACCCUCUUGACUGGUGGAGGGUGAACGGACCGAGGUUCCCCAAACUGGCCACUCUGGCAAGACACUAUUUGUGUGUACCUGGGGUAGCACUGCCGUCUUUAUUGUCAGAGGCUGGACAAACAUUUGCAACAAUGCGCACAAGACUGAGCCCAGAGCAUGUUGACAUGAUGAUCUUUGUAAACAGAAAUGCAUAACUUGCAUGACCCUACGUGAUGGAGAUGUACCCUGAUUUACCAUACUAAUAAUGAAAUAAGGUCACUGUAGGGCAGUGGGAAGCAAGUUAGGUAGACACUUUGAUGAGUCAGGGAGGAUGGGGAGAUGGCAGGGCUAUUAAAAGAGCAGGUACUCUCUCUCUCUACCAUGUUGUACAUUAAUUAGCUGGUGCUAAUGAGGCUACAAUCAUGUUGUUUUUCAGUCAACAAAAAGCAUUAGACAUUAGCAGUAAAAUCCCCCCCCCCUCCUCCUCCAACAGUUGCUGUGACCUGAGCUGCAGUAAAAUGAACUACCUAAAUGUAGAUCCCAUUAAAACCUAGUGAUUUGUUUCACUUGACUGACUCACUCACACUCCUGACUUAAUAAAUUAUGUCAGCUAUAUCUGAGUAAACACGAGGUGAAUAUAAAUUCUUGGCACUAAACAACAACCCAAAAAAAAAUAAAAAAAAUCACAGGAAAACAUCUAGUGGAGGCUGCUAACAAUGUAUCAAGCUGUACAGGUAUAAUGUUUCAUACAUUAUAGUUCCAAACACGCAUUUUAAAUAGAUUUCAAAAUCAAGAUAAAUACUGAAUAUUUGUAUUAGAAAUACAGCUAGAAACAAACUGACCAAACUAACCACUAUAUUAUUACCAGUAUUAAUGUGAUGUCUGUUGUGUCUCUCAGUAUGCUAUGCCAAUAAAAUGAAGUACAUACA